AUGAACUCAAUCUAUAAUCACGGGGUGAGACAAACGCAAAUGGUCACACGUGACUUGGCUGCGUUUGAAAAGAAUCUCAGCACGUCGCCCAUGUCUCUCCAAGGCACGAUAAUCACGUCUCUCACAGCGUUCAAAAAGACGAUCAAAGAGUACGGCGACUUGAUGAACCAGAAUAAUUUCACAGAGGAGAAGCACAAAAUCCGGCUCGAGAAAUUCCGGGCGGAUUUGGAGCAGUUCCAACUGAAAUUCGACUCUUUGAGGAAGCAACGAGAAGUACUGCUCCAAGCAGAAUCUCGCCAGGAGCUCAUGGGAAGGAGAACCGUCAAUUCUGAUAAUCCAUAUGGCCAGACAACAGACCCUCAAAGUGGCAUGGCCCAGCAGGCUCAAAUGGGCUAUUCUGAGGGCCUAUAUAAGGAGAAACAAUCGUUGGGCCGGGGUAGCCAGCAGCUCGACAUGAUUUUGGAGAUGGGCCAAAGCACUUUGGGUGACUUGGUGGACCAGAAUGAAACUUUGAAGCGAUUGGGGUCAAAAUUCGAGGAGAGCUUGAUGACGUUGGGGGUGAGCCAGGGCACGAUACGCAGAGUGGAGCGUCGGGCCAAGCAGGAUAAGUGGAUUUUCUGGUCAUUGGUUGUUUUGUUUUUUGUUCUUUGUUACUUCAUCAUGAAGUGGUUCCACUAA
Metschnikowia bicuspidata var. bicuspidata NRRL YB-4993 is the source of this 678-nucleotide messenger RNA. RefSeq lists its product as uncharacterized. Gene Ontology annotation, biological process: endoplasmic reticulum to Golgi vesicle-mediated transport; vesicle fusion. The coding region runs from base 1 to 678 and encodes 225 amino acids. Gene Ontology annotation, cellular component: endoplasmic reticulum membrane; Golgi apparatus; late endosome membrane. Gene Ontology annotation, molecular function: SNAP receptor activity; SNARE binding. Lineage: Eukaryota; Fungi; Ascomycota; Pichiomycetes; Serinales; Metschnikowiaceae. The record is from RefSeq and is a predicted model, not a curated record. The transcript has a single exon.